Wyeomyia smithii (pitcher-plant mosquito) is the source of this 829-nucleotide messenger RNA. RefSeq names its product probable salivary secreted peptide. Lineage: Eukaryota; Metazoa; Arthropoda; Insecta; Diptera; Culicidae. The transcript is spliced from 2 exons. The record is from RefSeq and is a predicted model, not a curated record. Bases 58 to 405 code for a protein of 115 amino acids.
AAACUUACUCUAUUUUCGAUUAAUUCAGCUCCUAAACUGCUUGACAAUAGUAUAGAGAUGAAGUUAUUAAUAUCAGUGAUAGUUUUAAUUUCCUUUACUGCUCUUGUUCUGGGCCAGAGCCAUAACUACCUUUGGGGCACUAGGAAACCACGGGAUAUGCUGUUGUACCGCACUAAUGCAAGCAAGCCAUCAUCGUUUAUGCGAAUCAAGAGUAUGGAUUUACAUUAUCCGACAAAGGGGCAAAAAGGUCGCAACAUUACGACAAUUAACAUCGUUGAUCAAUAUGUAGACGGAAAGGGCGGGUAUGCCAGUCUGGCAACAGGAGGUGUCGGUUAUAAUCAUACAACGAUCCAUUUAAAAUCACAGCGCGGAAAAGGAUUCAAUUUUAUGGUGGAUGUUUCAUAAUUUCCCUGUGGCUAUGACAUAAUAUAUACAGGCUAAAUACCCUAGCAGCACACAGUUUUGCACAGUUUGCAACGGAAAUCAUCUUAUAAGGAAUGCAACCGUGCAAUCACAAUAACGGACAUCAUAGUGUUGAGCCUGUUGAGCAAAUUUUUAAAAUAGGGCUCUUCGUAGAAUUAAAUUUUGCACACAUAUUUGACUUAGUAAACUAAGUAUUUCCCAUGUCGGAUGAACUUUUUAGACUCUAAGUAGUUUUCUAAAAGGGCGUAAGUAUUUUGGCAAACACUGUAUUGAAAUUAUUGUAGCUCAGAAAACUUUAGUUGUAUAGAACAACUUUUUAGGGACAAAGUAUGGGGAAUUGAGUUGCCAAAAAAUGUCAACUCAAAAAAAUCGUUUUCAGUAAAUAAAAAUGAAAAUAAGCACUGAA